This is a messenger RNA of Leopardus geoffroyi (Geoffroy's cat), 4051 nucleotides long. Its product is annotated as T-cell receptor-associated transmembrane adapter 1. Lineage: Eukaryota; Metazoa; Chordata; Mammalia; Carnivora; Felidae. Bases 307 to 894 code for a protein of 195 amino acids. Gene Ontology annotation, biological process: negative regulation of receptor recycling; positive regulation of T cell receptor signaling pathway. The transcript has 6 exons. The record is from RefSeq and is a predicted model, not a curated record. Gene Ontology annotation, cellular component: T cell receptor complex.
GAAUGCAGAGGCUUGUGAGAUUGGUCUUGUCACGUAACACAAAAAUUCAAGAGCGUACUGGUUUCAGAUCAAAACUCUAGAAGCCUCCAUCACCACAUUUCCUGUUUGUAACUGAACAAAGUACACACGAAAGAUUUCAAGACACAGAAGAGAGAGAAAACUGAGGUACAGUUAAAGACAAGUUUUACUGGCACACUACUUCUAAAGCGACAGAGCAACAUUACUGAGGAAAAAAAGCUUGUGGGAGCAUUUUUAAUCCAUAUAUUUGCCUUAUGGUUACAUAAGGAUUUCUCUGAGGAAAGAAGCAUGCCAGAAAACCCUGGAUGCCACUAUUAUGUCUGGGUAAUUCUAGCCUUUUUGGGAUUAGCUCUGAUUGUAUCACUGAUCUUCAAUAUUUCCCACUAUGUGGAAAAGCAGCGACAAGGUAAAAUGUACAGAUGCACUGAAGACUACAUUCCUAGGGAGGAUGAGUAUUAUAUUGAAGACACACCAAUUUAUGGUAACUUAGAUGAUGUGGUCCCAGAACCAGUGGAUGAAAAUUGUUAUGAACAAAUGAAAGCACGACCUGAGAGAUCUGCAAAUGAACUACAAAAAGCCACUGCACCUGCACAGACAACCGAGGAAGCACAGGUAUUCUAUUCCUUUGUGGAUCACAACUCUGAGGGGAAGCGCAGGAAGCCCAAGAAACAGAAUACCGAUCUGUCACACAAGGACGAAGAAACCCAGUUAUGUGCUGCAGAUGCCAUCCUUUCUAACACCACUUCAGUAGACAACUUCCCAUUUGAGAGCCAGGAAGUAGAGGAAAAUGUUCAUGAUGACCCCAUCAGACUAUUUGGAUUGAUUCGUGCAAAGAGAGAACCUAUAAACUCGCUGGACUAUGAUAUAGCUCAGUAAUCUGGCUCUUACUGGAAAUGUUAAAGAAAAUAACAUGAUUUGGGAGGGUGACAAUCUAAAUCAUUUGCUAGUGGGAUGGUGGCUUACCUCUUAUCCACAGCUUAUGUUCAUGCACACCAAAUGUAGUGCCAUGAAAAUUAGUUAUUUGAAUUGGCUUAACAAAUGCCUAAGUAGUAAAAUGUAAAACAAAAUCAAGUUCGCCAACUGAGCCUAAUAACAAAGUCACAAUUUCACCAACAAUGCUUAAUACUCAGUGAAACAAAAUUAAAAAAAAAAUUUUUAAGCAUAAGUAUAUUCUAGAACAUGUUGAAAGAAAAGUAAAAGUCACUUUUUAAAAGGCAUUUUUACUGUCUCAUCAAUAUGAAAUACCCCUUAAUUGAAAGAAAUUUCUGAUUGAAAGCCAUGGGACAUCAAAUAUAUUCCUAAUAGAAGUAGAAGAAUCUUCUUAAAAAGUAUUUUCCCCAGAGGAACUACCUUUAUUACUUUUAAAAAUUAUUAUAAAUUUAAUGCAUGUCCCUUAUAACAAUAAACAACUAUAACAAAGAAUUUAGAUACUUCACUAGCCAGAGAUAAUCACUAUGAGCAACUUUCUAUAUCCCCUUCUAGAAAUUUUUCUGGACAUGCCAAUGUGCAUACAUCCAUUGUUUUGUUCUUUCUUUUAUACCAAAAAAGGGAGUGAUUAUUUUAUACACAUUAUUUAAACUUUUUUCACUUAAUAUAUUGGGGGUUUAUUUUUCUUGUUUUUUUAAACUGUACCUAAAUACAGUUACAUAUUAUAAUUUUAAUGCCUGCAUAGCAAUUCACUGAUGACAUUAGAAUUUAUUUAAAUAAUUUGAAAGUGUAUUCAGCUAUUUUCCGAGUUCUGUUUUUCAUUUUUACAUAUAAUUAUUGUAAUGAGAAUGCAUCUCCACACGUGUUUAAGUACUUAUCUGACUUCGUCUUGAGGCUACAUGCCUAGGAAAGGAAUUGCUGCUCUAAAAGGUAUGCAUAGUGAGUCUCCAUAGAACAUACUUCUAAAAGGUCAAGAGUUUGUUCAAAGUAUGUGUCCAAUUUAAAUUCCUGUAAGGCCCUCCAAAAAGUUAUUUAAAAAACUUUCUGUUAUCUUUCUCCAUUUGGAAUAGGAGUUUAACUGGGUUUCAAAUCAUCACUGACCAAGAAAAGUGUACAUGUGAGCUGUCAGUCCUGCCCUCUGACCAGAGCUUCAUGGAUUUUAUUCAUUCUUUCUUCAAUUCUAUUGGGCUCCUACUGGUGUAUAGGUACCAAGUUAGACAUUGGUGUACAAUGAGAGAAACAGAGUCCCUGCCUCCAUGGAACUUACAGACGAGUAGGAAAGAUGAGUAUCAGCUUAACAAAGUAUAGCUACUAGUAAAAAACAAAUAUUAUUAAGAAAAUAGAAGAAUGAGAAAUAAUAAUAGAGAGAGAGAAUCUCUGAAGAGAACGUUUUAAUUCUGAGAACUGAACAAUGAGGAGCCGCCAAUGUAAAGAGAGAGGAAGGAAGAGCAUGUUGUAUAAGAAUUCUAUCCAUAUUUGGAAGUAACAGCUUCUGUCAAUAACUAUUCCUAUUAUGAACUGGUAAAAAACUAAAUGUCAAUGCCAAAGUAAAAUAUUUGAAGUUGUCCAUAAUGCCAUAAAAAAUCCAAAAAAUAUUAGUGUCUAAGGACAAAAGAAAAAAGAAUCAGGUUUCUGACUUUAGAGAACCACAGAAACAUAGGAAAUAAUAAUUAACAAUGAUAUAUUGACUUUAAAUUUAAUUUUCAAAUUAAAAUAAAAUCUUUGUUAUUGUAUAUGUUUAUGUUACAUUUCUGUACAUUGCGUGGUUCAGUAAAAAUAAAGUUUGAUUGUAUUUUGGCAGUUAGUUUUUCCUACAUCAUUCACCUACAUUAUUCACUUAACCCCUAAACAUAUUUGAAUUUUUUGCCUCUAGGUUAUAUCAUUUGAAUUCCACUCUAUUUGGAGUUUUAUGCAUCAAAUAUACUUGAUGGCUGAUAAUUUGGAAGGUUUUUAGCUAUGAAUUCAAAUUCCCUAAUAGAUAAAAGAUUAUUCAAGUUUAUCUAUUUCCUGUUGAGUGAAUGUGGUAAUUUGUGUCUUUUGAGGAAUGUGUCCCUCUCAUCUAAGUUGUUAAAUUUACGGCAUAAAGUUGAUCAAAAUAUUCCCAUAUUAUCCUUUUAAUAUCUUAAAUCUAGUGAUUUAACCUCUCUUUGAUAGUAGGAAUUUGCUUCUUUUUUUCCUCUUAUCUCUCCAGUUAGAGAUUUAUCAAUUUUAUUGAUUUCCUCAAAGAACCAGUUACUGUUGACAUAAUUUUCCCAUUGUUUUUAUAUUUUGUGUUUCAUUGGUUGGUCCUCUGAUCUGUAUUAUAUUAUUUCUUCGGUUUAUUGGGUUUCAUUUGUUCUUUUUUUAGCUUUUCAAGGUGGAAGCUGAGCUCAGUAAUGAGACUUUCUUCUUGUCUAGAAUAGGCAUUUAGUUUCAUAAAUUUCCCAUAAAUUUUGAUAUAUUGUGUUUUUAUUUUUACUUAUUUCAAAUAUUUCUACUUUCCCUUUGAUUUCUUCUGUGAUCCAUAGGUUAUUUAGAAGUGUGUUAUUUAGUUUCCAAGUAUUUGAAGAGUUUCCAGAUCUCUUUCUUAUUGAUUUCUAAUUUAACUCCAUCGUAGUAAGAAAACAUAUGACUUGAAUCCUUUUAAGUUUAUUGAGCUUUUCUUUAAUGCUCAGAAUAUACUCUAUCUUGGUAAAUGAUGAUAUACACUUGAAAAGAGUGCAUAGUCUAUUUUUGUUGGAUAGAAUGUUCUCUAAAUGCCAAUUAGAUUAAUUUGGUUGAUAGAGCUUUUCAAGCUUUCUAUGUCCUCUAUAUUUAAAAUUCAUUUUUAUAGGCAGCAUGUAGUUUGUUUGGUUUUUUAAUCCAAUCUGAAAAUCUCUGCCAUUUAAUUGGGGUAUUUAGACCAUUCUCAUUUAAUGCAGUUAUUGGUAUGGUUAGGUUCAAAGCAACAGUCUUGAUUAUCUGUUUUCUAUUUGUCUCAUCUAUUCUUCAUUGAUCUUUUUCCUCUUUUUGUGACUUCUUCUAUAUUACAGUUGACAUUUAAACAAUACAGGGGUUAGGAAUAUGACCUCCUCAAUAGUAAAAAAAAAAAAAAACCCACAUAUAACUUUUGGCCCCCUUCCAAAAA